AUGGCAACAGCAUCAAGCAACAUGAAGGGUUUCUACAGGCAAAGGAAGAGUGGUAUCACGAAACCAACAUCUACCAAGUCCAAGAAAUCAUCCCUUCAUCGCGAGGCUACUCUUGGCUCUGAUAUCACUCAACCAUCCGCCCUGAUUUCCCAUGGCUCUCCUGAUCUCAAAGAUGACUAUGACAAACACGAGGAACUGUUAAGGCAAUUUGACAUGAACAUGGCAUAUGGGCCGUGUCUUGGGAUGUCUCGGCUUGCACGUUGGGACCGUGCUCAGGGUUUAGGUCUAAACCCACCUAAAGAAAUUGAGGGCCUGUUGAAGGGGGAAAAGGUUCAAUCCGCAUGCUUGUGGGAUGGUCACAUAUAG
Molecule: messenger RNA, 366 nt
Organism: Dovyalis caffra
Lineage: Eukaryota; Viridiplantae; Streptophyta; Magnoliopsida; Malpighiales; Salicaceae
Source: the annotation of a GenBank genome assembly